AUUUUGAAUAAAUAUUUUGAAAUACAUUUCAUUUGACGGUGACGCUGUAACGUUUUACGAGUAAAUUCUAUAAAAGUCAGUUUUUGAUUUCUUAUUCAACAUUGAUUUGCUUUCCCAAUAUUCUGCUCAAUUACCCUCUUCGUACAAUAAAAAAAUUGAUUGAAGCGUAAUAUUUUACACGAUGGGUAUUCCAGCUGGCAAUGCGGAGAACGGAAAGAAGGUUUUCAUGCAAAAAUGUGCCCAAUGUCAUCCGAUUGAGAAGGGUGCUCGUCAUAAGGUUGGACCAAACCUGCAUGGUGUAGUUGGACGUAAGAGUGGUUCAAUCGGUGAUUAUAAAUAUACGGAUGCAAAUAAAAGUAAAGGUGUGACUUGGACUGAAGACGCAUUAUUCGAGUAUUUGGAGAAUCCCAAGAAAUACAUACCAGGCACAAAAAUGGUAUUUGCGGGAAUCAAGAAGGCCGAAGAACGAGCCGAUGUUAUUGCGUUUUUAAAGAGCGCUAAAUAAAAUCCAUAAUUCUUGAAUGGCAUUCUGCUAUAUUCAUACAAUAUUAUAUGUUUAAUAAAUUCUAAAUUUAAAUAACUUAUUUGGUUCGGGAAUAUCGAAAAAUUUUAGUUGAGGGUUUUGUAUAAUGAUGAUAAGUUUUAGAUGCGC
Molecule: messenger RNA, 652 nt
Organism: Bactrocera dorsalis (oriental fruit fly)
Lineage: Eukaryota; Metazoa; Arthropoda; Insecta; Diptera; Tephritidae
Product: cytochrome c-2
Exons: 1
Coding region: 182-505 (107 amino acids)
Biological process (GO): mitochondrial electron transport, ubiquinol to cytochrome c; mitochondrial electron transport, cytochrome c to oxygen
Cellular component (GO): mitochondrial intermembrane space
Molecular function (GO): heme binding; electron transfer activity
Source: RefSeq, a predicted model, not a curated record